Argentina anserina (silverweed cinquefoil) is the source of this 1943-nucleotide messenger RNA. Its product is annotated as type I inositol polyphosphate 5-phosphatase 10. Lineage: Eukaryota; Viridiplantae; Streptophyta; Magnoliopsida; Rosales; Rosaceae. The transcript is spliced from 10 exons. The record is from RefSeq and is a predicted model, not a curated record. Gene Ontology annotation, molecular function: phosphatidylinositol-4,5-bisphosphate 5-phosphatase activity; inositol-polyphosphate 5-phosphatase activity; phosphatidylinositol-3,4,5-trisphosphate 5-phosphatase activity. Bases 333 to 1814 code for a protein of 493 amino acids. Gene Ontology annotation, biological process: phosphatidylinositol dephosphorylation.
CUUGUCUGCUUUUCCGGGAAGGAUUUUAUUACUUUGUUUCAGGAAUUUGGCCCAGUUGACUUUCUCGGGAAAAAUCCCAACUCAUUCUUGCCAGCCUGUUUCAUAUAUGAUAUAUAUAUGGGUUCCCACUAUUUAUAUAUACUACCCUCUUAUACCCAUCAUCGACUGUGAUUCUUCAUUCGCGCUUCAGAACCCUUCGUUUGUUUAGUACUUGUUUCAAUGUUGAUCAUUUGAUCGUCCCUGUCUUAAGAAUUUGAAUUAUAAGAUUUGUGUUGUUGGGUUUUGUUAAAGUCUGCCAAACCCCAAUUGUUGAAAGAAUUUCACGUCUAGAUAUGGCUAUUGGGAAUCAAGACCUGAAAAAGAAGUCUUUUAUCCACAAGAUUUUCACCAUUAAAGACAGAGAAGUGAUUGGCACAUCUGAUAUUCCUGAAGCUCAAUCUGAUCCGGGGCUUGACAGUCAAUUUUUAAGUGGCGGAGGUGCUGAAAUGCCUGUUGGUCGAGAUGUUAAGUCCUUUCGAGUGUUUGUAGCAACCUGGAAUGUAGGAGGGCAGUCUCCCCAUACUGGCCUUAACUUGGACGAUUUUCUUCAGGUUGAUAAUCCAUCAGACAUAUAUGUCUUGGGUUUUCAGGAAAUUGUUCCUUUAAAUGCUGGAAAUGUGUUAGUUCUAGAAGACAAUGAACCUGCUGCAAAAUGGCUUGCUUUAAUCAAUCAGUCGCUGAAUAAACCAACAAAUGGGUCUUCACAUACAGCAAGUCUUGGUAGUUCAUUGUUUUUCUCGAAGCCGUCCCUUAAAAAGGUUAGCAAGUCGUAUAGAACAGAGAGCAAAAGGAAGCUGAAGAGUUGCAACUGCACUUAUGAAUUAGAAAGGAAGCAAAGUAAAGAUUUCUGUUUUCGAUGCCAACAACCUAAUAUAAAUGAAGAUGACUUGUCUUCUGAACCAGAUGACGAAGGAUCUAAUGGCCUUGAUAUCUCAGAAAUUUCCAUAUCCUCUGCCAGCCAGAUGAAUUACAGCCUUGUAGCAAGUAAGCAAAUGGUAGGAAUUUUUGUAACUCUUUGGGCAAGGAAGGAGUGCGUACCAUAUGUUAGUCACUUGAGAAUCUCCUGUGUUAGUCGUGGCAUCAUGGGCUGCCUUGGAAACAAGGGUUGUAUUUCAGUAAGCUUUCUAUUCCAUCAGACAAGCUUUUGUUUCGUCUGUAGUCACUUGGCAUCUGGUGAGAAAGAGGGGGAUGAGCUUAGGAGAAAUAUGGAUGUCUUGGAGAUUCUUAAGAAUACACAGUUCCCUAAGAUUUGUAGAACAGCUUGCACUAGGGUUCCAGAUAAAAUUCUAGACCAUGAAAAGGUCAUAUGGUUAGGGGACUUGAACUACCGUAUUGCGUUGAGCUACUCAGAAACCCGGAAACUUUUAGUUGACAAUGACUGGGAUACACUUCUUGACAAAGAUCAGCUCAAGAUUGAAAGAGAAGCAGGCCGGGUUUUCAAAGGAUGGAAAGAAGGAAAAAUUUUCUUUGCACCUACUUACAAAUACUUCUACAACUCGGACAGUUAUUUUAGCGAGAUAAAAACAUCGAAGAAGAAAAGAAGAACCCCAGCUUGGUGUGAUAGAAUACUUUGGCAUGGAAAUGGGAUAAGACAACUGUCAUACAUUCGUGGAGAGUCCCGUUUUUCUGACCACCGGCCAGUUUGUGCUGCAUUUAUUGUGGAUGUCGCUGUUAAUGAGUAUGGAUUGAAGAAGGAAACACCUAUCUCUAACAUGAAAAUUGAAAUUGAAGAGCUUUUACCAACACGUAACAGACAAUCGAGAAUCUUGCGCUAAAGUUACUAAUCACAGGCAUGGAAAGGUUUGAUAAUGCCCAGUUUUGCUGAUAAAUGAGAUGGAGUAGCCAUAGUGUUUCUCAAAAUGUAAAUAAUUCUGUCGGGAAUGGUUAGAAUCUAAAUUUUAUGA